CAAACUUGACGUCCAAGCGAUCGACCUAAUUGUUUUUUCUACUAAAUAUUCAUUCUGUUUCCUAUCUCUCUCCCUCCAUUUAUGCUGACUUGAAAACAGUUGGUUUGCAUGAUUCCUUCUGCAGUUGCAAAAAGUAACGUCUCUGUGAGAGGAGACCGAGAAAAGAAAUUAAAGCCCGAUUUCGGAUGGGCGUAAGAGCUGCAGGGAAGAGAAAUGACAUGGUCUAAUAGUGAUGAAGAAAACAACAUAGCCACUUCAACAACUCAUCAAUUUCGGACACUAAUCUGCCCUUCAUGCGGCCAUACCAUUAAACUACAAGACUAUAAGAGUAGUGGGAUUCAAGAUUUGCCUGGGCUGCCAGCUGGGGUGAAGUUUGAUCCAUCUGAUCAAGAAAUUCUACAACAUUUGGAGGGAAAAGUGAUGUCUGAUACGAGGAAGAUGCACCCAUUAAUCGAUGAAUUUAUUCCAACUAUCCUUGGUGAAAAUGGGAUUUGUUAUACUCAUCCAGAGAAGCUACCAGGAGUAAGCAAAGACGGCCAAGUCCGCCACUUCUUCCACCGACCCUCAAAGGCGUACACAACCGGGACCCGGAAGCGGCGGAAGGUGCACAACGCCGACCCCGACUCAUCCUUCGGAGGCGGCGAAACAAGGUGGCACAAGACCGGAAAAACCCGGGCCAUCUCCGCGGCCGGAAACAUCAAAGGCUACAAGAAGAUCCUGGUUCUGUACACAAACUACGGGCGGCAGCGGAAGCCGGAGAAGACGAAUUGGGUGAUGCAUCAGUACCACUUUGGUGAGAGCGAGGAGGAGCGAGAUGGCGAGUUCGUCCUCUCUAAGGUAUUUUAUCAAACACAGCCCAGGCAAUGCGGCUCCUCCGCCAAGGAAGACGCCGUCAAAUCGGCCUCCGAUUAUUACAUUUCAUACCAAAAUGUCAACAGAGACGGCUCAACUCCGGUGAUUCCGAAUUUGGUUGUGAAUGGUGAGAGAUCGACGUCGUUUAUUCGGUUGCCUUCGGGUGGAAGCAAAGGGAACUGAAGUAAAGAUAAAGGGGAUUUGUGUUUUAUUUCUUGAUUAGGUUAAUUAGGGUUUUAUCACUUUUGGGGUAAUAACUUAAGAUUCAUGCGAUCAAAAUGGCGUAAAGGUGAUGUGUGGAGUUUUGAACUAUAAAUAGUUUUUGAGAUUAUUGAUUUCAUCAUUUAUUUUUAUUAGUAUAAUGUUGCAUGGAUCGAUUAGUAUACGUAUUAAGGUAGGAAAAUGAGGUGUUGUAUAUUUCAGUGGGACAACAUAAAUAAACUUGUGACUGCUGCUGAAUUAUUUCGUGAA
Molecule: messenger RNA, 1323 nt
Organism: Salvia hispanica
Lineage: Eukaryota; Viridiplantae; Streptophyta; Magnoliopsida; Lamiales; Lamiaceae
Product: NAC domain-containing protein 73-like
Biological process (GO): regulation of DNA-templated transcription
Cellular component (GO): nucleus
Molecular function (GO): DNA-binding transcription factor activity; transcription cis-regulatory region binding
Source: RefSeq, a predicted model, not a curated record